UGACUGAGAGCGAAUCAAGGUCUCUGCAUGAGUUAAUGAUAUUUAACUUUGUCCUUUGCUUUUUCUUCACAUAGUUCCACACAAAAACAAGAAAACAACAAACUUAAAUACUUGUUGAAAAAAUGGAAUUCAUUCUCGAAUCCUAGAAAUUCCAUUUAGAAGGAGAAGAGUGAGAGGGAGAGAAGAGCUCGUCUCUGUAGCCAUUAAAUCAGAGAGAAGCAGUUUUAAUCCCAGUUAAGCUAUGGCGAUGUUCAGAACUCUAUCUUUUCUGUUCCUUUUAUGCUUUCAGAUACAUGGAACAGCAGGUGUGAAUUUCACUUUUUCGUUUGAUGGAUUCGUAAAAUCUCCGAGUUUUGACAAGAGUGUUGCUCUGUUUGGAGAUUCCAAGCUGGUCAAUGUCAGUUCUUCGAUUCAGCUGACUGACUCAGUGAGUCAGAGCGAGGGACGAGUCUUUUAUAGGAAACCCAUCCAUCUAUUCAAAGGUAAAGAGAGGAACUCGGUUAUUUUCUCGACUUACUUCUCUUUUUCGAUGCCCAAUGAGAUUGGUGAUGUCUUGGCUUUUGUAAUGGUUCCAAGUUCUUUGGAUCUUAGUCUGUUUGGUAAGAAAGAUUACAGUUCCUCUGCUUUAGGGUUUCUACUAGAGUAUGCAAAGAACGAGACAGUUGUUGCUUUUGAGUUUGAUAUCUCCAAGAGAGGAAACCGUGCAAGAAUCUUAAUUGGUAGACCUGAAUCUGCUAAAAUUAGAAACCUUUCGUUUGUUGGUGACUUGAUGAUGAACAAUGGAGGGACUUUGAACUGUAUGAUUGAGUAUGAGGCAAGUUCUAAGAGAAUGAUGGUUCGAUUCAGAAAACCUGGUUCGAUAAAGCUGUUGGAUCCGUUCUUCUCAUUCUCGGUAGACUUGGAGAAGACUUGGAAAGGUGGUGAAGUCAUGGUGGGUUUAAGCUCUGCUAAUGGGAACUCUUCCAAGCCACAUUUUCUCUAUUCAUGGAGCUUUGAAAUAAGGCAUCUUGAUCCGAUAUGGGUGCAACCAACGCCAUUUGGACCGAAUGAAGGUUUGAAGCCGGACGUUUCCACGGAAGUGGAAGAGGGCCGAGAGAGAAGUGAGUGUAUAUGGAGAAUGCUUGGUACUUUGGUCUUGGGUGCAGUAUGUGGAGCCUUAGGGGCAAUGUCAGCUAUGUAUCUUUGGACAAUAUGCGGUGUUAGGAGGUCAAUGGCCGUGGUUCCAGAGGAAUGUGCCGUGAGCAUUGUGGUCGUUGCUGUUAAAGAUGGCAAGAAGUAGUGACAAGUUUGUUUGGCUUUGGUUUUGUUUAAGAAGGUUGUCUUGUGUUGUGGUGUAAAUGUAGUACCUUCCUUCCACUUCCUCUGGUGUUAUCUUUAUUUAGUGUUUCUUCUAUCUGCCUCGUUAGUUGCAGGUUUCACAUGUAAAAUCUCUAUGAAAAGAAGCCGUAAUCUUAUUUGAUCUUUGCUAAAUUAACUUAGUUUA
Molecule: messenger RNA, 1483 nt
Organism: Arabidopsis lyrata subsp. lyrata
Lineage: Eukaryota; Viridiplantae; Streptophyta; Magnoliopsida; Brassicales; Brassicaceae
Product: lectin
Exons: 1
Coding region: 242-1279 (345 amino acids)
Molecular function (GO): carbohydrate binding
Source: RefSeq, a predicted model, not a curated record